CCCACUACUCAAUUGAACCUCCCCGCACUCAAUCCUUCUCUCCCUCCCACAAGGGUUUUUAAGAUUAGGUACAAUUUCAUUCCUUCAAUUGUCUGCCGCAUUGGCUAGGGUUUUCAAAGCUUCCAUUCUCUCUCUCUUCACAUAAUCUUUUACAUCAUUCUAAAUGGAUUCUAAUCAAUAGUUCUUUUUAUGUAUGCAUUAAAUCUUUGCUAAAGCUUGAAGCUUUGUAUCGCUCCGUAUAUUCACCAAAAAAGAUUCCAAAAAUAAAAAUAAAAAUGGCGACGUUGAACCCAUUUGACCUUCUGGAUGGUGAUGCCGAGGACCCAAGUUUGUUCAUUGCUGUUAAGCAGAUAAAGCAGAUUCCUCCUGUUGCGUCUGUUAACAAGAAAGGUCCUGCUCAACAAGCUAAGCCUGCUGCUGCUGCUAAACUGCCUUCCAAGCCCCUGCCUCCAUCCGAGGCUGUGAGGGAAGCUAGGAAUGAUGGCCAGCGUGGAGGAGGUCGUGGGGGACCACGUGGAGGAUUGCGUGGACGCGGUCGUGGUUUUAACCAAGAAUUUGUUGAUGGUGAGAAUACUUUUGGAAGCACUAAUGGGUUCUCCGGAGGCUACAGAGCUUCUGAAGAUGGAGAGUCAGGGAAACCCUCCGAGAGGAGAGGUGGAUAUGGAGGACCUCGCGGGGGGGUUCGUGGUGGUCGCCGUGGUGGUUUUAGCAAUGGAGAUGAUGCUGUAGAUGGUGAACGCCCCAGGAGGGUGUUUGAGCGCCGAAGUGGAACUGGACGUGGGUAUGAAUUUAAACGAGAAGGUGCAGGUCGUGGGAAUUGGGGAGCUCCCACUGAUGAGCUGGCACCGGAGAACAAACCUGUUAACAUAGAAGAAAAGAUUGUUGAUGCCGAGAAACAAGAUGGGCAAGCUGAUGAUGCAGAUGCGAAUAAGGACUCUCCGAUGGUUGAGCCACAAGAGAAGGAACCUGAGGAGAAGGAAAUGACCCUAGAAGAGUAUGAGAAGGUAAUGGAAGAGAAGAGGAAAGCCUUAUUGGCUCUAAAGCCCGAGGAAAGAAAGGUCAAUUUGGACAAAGAGUUUGCAUCAAUGCAACUUUUAUCAAAUAAGAAGAAUGACGACGAGGUCUUCAUUAAGUUGGGUGCUGAGAAGGAUAAGCAUAAGGAGGCAGUGGAAAAAGCCAAGAAGACUAAAAGCAUCAAUGAAUUUCUGAAGCCUGCCGAUGGAGAAAGUUACUAUCGCUCAGGUGGCCGUGGAAGAGGAGUACGUGGUCGUGGAAGAGGUGGUAACGGUGGAAACAACGGUUUUGAAGCACCAUUUGUUAAAGCACCAUCCAUUGAAGAUGUAGGGCAGUUUCCUUCCUUGGGCGCCGCCAAGUAAGGAAGCAGAACUUGCCAUCUGGGUUUGUGUCAAAUUAUGCCGCAAUUAUCAUGUAUGGGCUCUGAUGGCAGAGUAUCUCCAGGAAUCUGUUCCUGUAUAAUCAUCCGAAACCUUUAUAGUUCUUAUUAGUGUAAAAUUCAAAUGACUUUCUGUGGUUUUAUGCCCUUGAGUAUUUAUUUGCUUUGUGCAUGAAUGCCAUUUCCUCCUUAUAGGCAUUAGGGUUACUAUUAAAUUUUUCGUUUUAGUUAAGCGAGGUCAGAUUCUGAUCUGGAGUUUUUCCCCGUUAAAACAAUUUUGUUCCUUUUGCAAGCAUUGUUUUGUUCUUGUUCAAA
Molecule: messenger RNA, 1708 nt
Organism: Capsicum annuum
Lineage: Eukaryota; Viridiplantae; Streptophyta; Magnoliopsida; Solanales; Solanaceae
Product: RGG repeats nuclear RNA binding protein A
Exons: 7
Coding region: 276-1376 (366 amino acids)
Cellular component (GO): cytoplasm; nucleus
Molecular function (GO): RNA binding
Source: RefSeq, a predicted model, not a curated record